AUGCUCCAUUUAGAUGAAGCGUUUGCUGGUCAUAUAGACGCAAUCCAAGGCCAGCUGCAGAAGCUCGACAGGACGGUUGGCGACCUGUCGCAGGUCCAGAACUCGGCAGUCGUCAACACCGAGCAAUUCAGUCGGAUCCUUUAUGGAUUGUACGUAGUGACAGCUGCAGUCAAGUUUCCGCAAGCGCCCGAUUCUUUGGCACUCAAACAGGCAACGGAACCCUCCGCAAAGACAGCUCUGGUGCCUACGCAAGCUACUUUACCUCCGCAACCCAGGGUCGAGACUCCAAGAUACAAACCAAUGUCACCUCAAGAAUCUAUAAUGCGGUUCUCAUCUACAACUCGGAUCCAAAAGCCUACACCAAUUAAAACAAUGCGCAGCUUUUAUAUGCCUGUUACAACAAAUUAUCGUGGCUGA
Molecule: messenger RNA, 417 nt
Organism: Wickerhamiella sorbophila
Lineage: Eukaryota; Fungi; Ascomycota; Dipodascomycetes; Dipodascales; Trichomonascaceae
Exons: 1
Coding region: 1-417 (138 amino acids)
Source: RefSeq, a predicted model, not a curated record